Messenger RNA from Gossypium raimondii (Peruvian cotton), 3062 nucleotides. RefSeq names its product conserved oligomeric Golgi complex subunit 2. The record is from RefSeq and is a predicted model, not a curated record. Gene Ontology annotation, cellular component: COG complex; membrane. The coding region runs from base 450 to 2714 and encodes 754 amino acids. The transcript has 14 exons. NCBI's taxonomy places the organism in Eukaryota, Viridiplantae, Streptophyta, Magnoliopsida, Malvales, Malvaceae. Gene Ontology annotation, biological process: protein transport; intra-Golgi vesicle-mediated transport; Golgi organization.
AAUACUGUAAAAUAUGGAAAAAGAAAUUCCAAAAUAGAUAUGAACCAAAUCGUUAGAACAGUCAGAAUUUCGAGUCCAGGUUGUGCUAGAUCUCGACUAACACUACACUGAAAUGAUCAUUUAUUUCAGUUUUCUGAUAAAACUACGUCGUUGUGUGUCUAGAUCUGCCUCUCAAUUUUCUUCUUCUUCUUCUUGCUGAACCCGUCCCUCCUCUCUCCCCUCUAUUGACGCUUCCUCUUUCUGCCGUACUUCUACCGGCGGUGUCCGCCUCCCUCUCUUUCAUUCUUUUCAACCCCCCCCCCCCCGCCUUCAUUUGUUUUAAUCCGACGCCGUUCCAGCAUCCCUCUCUCUAUUUCCCUGCAGAUUCCUCUCGCUCUCAUCAUCGUAUAGUAGAGGAAUUGAGAUAAUCGAAAUCUGACUUGGACUUGGAUUCCUAUUAAAGGGUGAAAAUGCCGGAUCAAAUCCCAUCUCCAGCCCCUAGAUCCGCCACGGAUCUCUUCUCUGACCCGCUCGACUCUCACCCGAUGUGGUUCAAGCCCUCUCUCUUCCUUUCACCUGACUUCGACUCAGAAUCCUACAUUGCGGAGCUCCGAACCUUUGUCCCUUUUGACACCCUCCGAUCUGAGCUCCAGGCUCAUCUCUCGUCUCUCAACCAUGAACUAAUUGAUCUCAUCAACCGUGAUUACGCCGACUUUGUAAACCUCUCCACCAAACUGGUUGAUGUGGACUCUGCGGUGCUUCGUAUGCGUGCUCCGCUUCUUGAACUCCGUGACAAGAUCCAAGGCUUUAGGGGAGCUGUUGAGGGCUCGCUUACUUCUUUGAAGAAUGGACUGAGCCAACGAGCAGAGGCUGCUGCUGCCAGAGAGGUGCUGGAGUUGCUGCUGGACACUUUUCAUGUUGUUUCUAAGGUUGAAAAGCUUAUAAAGGAGCUUCCUAGUGUGUCUUCGGAUUGGUCAAAUGGGGAUGUCAAUUCAAUGCAAAAGAGUAAUGCUUUGAGCUCACAACAUGUUGAGAAUGGAACAACAAAUCUCAGAGAGACCCAAAGCAUGCUUCUGGAGAGAAUUGCCAGCGAGAUGAAUCGCCUCAACUUUUAUAUUGCUCAUGCACAGAACCUGCCUUUUAUUCAGAAUAUUGAAAAGAGGAUUCAGAGUGCUAGCCAACUAUUAAAUGCAAGCUUGGGACACUGUUUUGUUGAUGGGCUGGAACACAGGGAUGUCAAUGCAAUUUAUAAUUGCUUACGUGCUUAUGCUGCUGUUGAUAACAAUGGUAAUGCAGAAGAAAUUUUUCGCACGACCAUCGUGGCUCCAUUUAUACAAAAUGUUAUCCCACAUGGAUCCUCUGGGGGAGUUGUUGCGGCAUCUGGGGAUGAACUUGAGAAUGAUUAUCUGCAAAUUAAGAAACAUGUUAAGAAUGAUUUCAAAUUCUUACUGGAAGUUGCUUCUGCAGAAAAUUCAGGAUUACAUGUAUUUGACUUCCUGGCAAAUUCAAUUCUGAAAGAGGUCCUUGAAGCCAUCCAAAAGGGAAAACCUGGUGCUUUUUCUCCAGGAAGACCUAAAGAAUUCCUCAAAAACUACAAAGCAAGCCUAGAUUUCUUGGCCUAUAUUGAAGGCUAUUGCCCAACUAGUGCUGCUGUUGCCCGAUUUCGAGCCGCACCUUCUUAUGUUGAGUUCAUGAAGCAGUGGAAUGUUGGUGUUUAUUUCUCGUUAAGGUUUCAAGAAAUAGCUGGUGCACUGGACUCUGCACUUACAGCCCCCGGUCUUGUUCUUGUCCAGAAUUCAGAUUCUGGUGAAGAAUAUUCCCUGAACCUAACGCUUAAACAAAGUGUUACCCUCUUGGAUAGCUUGAGAUCCUGCUGGAAUGAAGAAGUUCUUGUCCUUUCUUGUUCUGACAAGUUUCUUCGCUUGUCCCUGCAGCUGCUCUCAAGAUACUCAAAUUGGUUGUCUUCUGGAUUGGCUGCUCGGAAGAAGGGUAGUGCUGGCUCCAACCCUGGAUGUGAGUGGGCUCUUUCAGCUGCUCCAGACGAUUUUGUUUAUGUUAUUCAUGACAUAAAUUGUCUGGGCAAGGAAAUUUCUGGUGCUUACCUGGAUCAUGUACUUAGAGUUCUAUCUUCAUGUUCCACUGAAGUCCUUGACCUUGUAAAGCAGAGCAUUUUGCACUGUGGAAAAUCAUUGGAUGAUUUGUUACCCUUAGUUAUCAGCACAAUUAAAGAGGCUUUAGUUCAGAAGUCUGUUGAGGACUUGAGACAGCUGAAAGGAAUAACUGCAACUUACAGGAUGACAAACAAACCUCUUCCUGUCAGGCAUUCGCCUUAUGUAGCAGGGGUAUUGCGCCCAUUGAAGACUUUCUUGGAUGGUGAACAAGCUACAAAGUAUUUGACCAACGAUGCGAGGAAUAGUCUACUGCUAGGUGCUGCAACAGACAUAACUAUUCGCUAUUAUGAAUUAGCUGCUGACCUCGUCAGUGUGGCAAGGAAGACAGAGUCAUCACUUCAAAGAAUAAGACAAGGCGCACAAAGACGAGCUGGGGCAAGCUCAGAUGUCUUGGAUCAUAAUGUGUCUGAUACUGACAAAAUUUGCAUGCAAUUGUUUCUUGAUAUUCAGGAGUAUGGGCGGAACCUUGCUGUCUUGGGAGUGGAAGCUGCUGAUAUUGAUGCAUACCGAUCCUUAUGGCAGUGCGUUGCACCUGCUGAUAGGCAGGAUGAGAUCAAGUUUUAAAAUCAGUAUCGCAUUGCAUCUGGUUCUUUCACAUGGAAACUUCUUCAAGCUUCAGAAUAUAUUCUUCAGCAACAAGAGUUCAAUUUUAUUCACAGGCGAGACCAAAAGUCGUAGUAGCUUAAUUCCAUUAAAAGAAGAAGUUACAGUAUUUCAAGAGAAAUGGAGAAAUUGCAGAGCACUUGCACCUUCAUUGCCCCUAAUUUCCUGUCUAUGUUGAUUUCUUUAUUAUUUUUCUUGAUAACAGAAUAUUUACUGCAAGCGUUAAAAUUUGUAUCCCAUCUAAGUGUAUGAAAAUUUUGAUUCUUUUUCCUUGAAUAAGCGUAGUCGAUCAAAUGAGUUUUUAUCUAA